Messenger RNA from Parnassius mnemosyne (clouded apollo), 453 nucleotides. The record is from the annotation of a GenBank genome assembly. NCBI's taxonomy places the organism in Eukaryota, Metazoa, Arthropoda, Insecta, Lepidoptera, Papilionidae.
AUGGGUGGUGUCGAUCGUAAAGAUCAGAUGUUAGCUAUGUUCCCCCUUGAAAGAAAACGAACGAAAGUAUGGUACAAAAAGUUAUUUAGGCGGUUAUUAAAUGUAAGUAUCUUAAAUGCUUACAUAAUUUACAAGUCCCAACAAUCAAUGAAUCACCGAAGUUUUCGUAAAACGUUGGUGGUUCAGUUAUUGUCGAAUCACACUACGUCACAACCUAGGACUUUGGCCCAUAUUACACACAGCGGAACAGACAUCAAUACACAAGGUUUCGUGCACUAUCCACAACAGUACGUUGUGACUGAGAAAGCUAAUAAGGGUAACCGCUAUCGUCGCAAUUGCGCCGAGUGCGGAAAGCGUGUCACGACGUACUGCAAAGGGUGCAAUAAGCCGCUUUGCGUUUUCUCGUGUUUCAAGCCUUACCAUACCAAACUUUACAGGAACACUGCACAGUGA